UACACUGCGAUUUUUUCAUCCUUCAUCCUUUGAGAAUAUUAGUGAGGAUAAGUGUUAUUUUAAAUGGAAUUUCCCCUAGGUAUCAUACAGAAUCUACACACACAUUCAUCAUAUAUGUAUUACUAUACCUGCUUUCGAGAUACAGAAAGCUAAAGAAAAUGGAAAAACAUCGGCAACAUCAAAGAUACAAGUACUGUACUUCUAUGUAAUCUCGAAGAAACUGGGAAAGUGUCUCUACCAACGAUUUUUAAAACUAGGAAACCAAUUCCUUUGACAGCAUGGGAAACAGCAAAACCUGUCCAUCUCAACAACGAAAAGUUCACUGUUUGGCUGCCAGCCAGAGAGAUUUCGCAAAGGAUUUAUAUCUCAAACUGGCUGAGGAAUCCCACGGCAAUAUUUUCUUCUCUCCAUUCGGCAUCACGGCAGGGCUCGGGAUGGUAUGUGCUGGAGCCAAAGGAAGGACUAAAGAUGAAAUAAAAUCCGUUUUACAUUUGUCCCAGAAGAGUGAAACCGUUCACAAAGCCUUCAGAGAUGUGACUGUCGAUUUUAAGAACAACGAUGAACAUUAUGAAUUACAAACGUCCAACUUAGUUUGUAUUCCUGACACAUUGUCUGUGUUACCAGAUUACUCCGCUGUUCUAUCCGAUAUGUAUCAGAGCUCUGUCAAAGGCGUGAACUUUGCUGAUUCCAAUGCAGCUGUGCAAGAAAUCAACCGGGAUGUCAAAUCUGCAACGAAUUCUCGCAUUGCGGAUUUGAUUCCGGAAGGAGUUUUAAAUGACGACACAAGAAUGGUGUUAGUAAAUGCUCUCUACUUCAAGGGCUUAUGGAGCAAAGAAUUCAAGAAAUCAAAUACAAUAAAGGCCACGUUUUGGAUUUCGCCCAAACAGAGUGUAAAAGUUCCUAUGAUGAGAAGUUCUGGUUACUUCAAUCAUGGAUCUUGUGGUGACAUCGGAGCUUCUGUCCUGAGUAUGAAUUACAAGGGAGGGAAUUUAAGCAUGGUCAUUGUGCUUCCAUCCGAGCGCGACGGACUGGCCAAAGUGGAGGCGAAGUUGGCCAAGACAGGCUUCGUCAGCAGCCUCGAAAAGACAAUGAAGAAGAAACUGGUAGAUGUUGUCUUUCCCAGGUUUGAGAUCGAGGAGACGGUUCAUCUCAAAGAUCAUCUGUGGAUAAUGGGGGCGAGGAAUCUGUUCGACGGAAAGGCCAGCGACCUGUCGGGCAUCACGGGCGACAGACGGCUCAGCGUCUCCUUCUUCUUCCACAAAGCGGUCUUGAAGGUGGACGAGGAAGGCGGAGGCGGGGAAGCAUCGACGUGCGUAGAAUCGUCUUUAUUACGCGUCCACCAAACACUGUGUUUCAGAGUAGAUCAUCCAUUCAUAUUCUACAUUCGAGAUGAUACUUCAGGCUUCAUGCUGUUUGCUGGCAGAGUCACCAACCCUUUGAGUUAAUGGAAUGUAUGUGUAUCUCCAUGCACUCCCACACACACACACACACACACACACACACACACACACACACACACACACACACACACACACACACACACACACACACACACACACACACACACACACACACACACACACACACACACACACACACACACACACACGUCCAGUCGCGUACAAAAAUAAUCACCUAUCGGCUGAUGGCCUCCGACUCACAAUGCUCCGUUUCUGUGCGUCAUAUCACGGGUAGGAGUAAGGAAGGGGGGAGGGGCGAAGUGUCGGUUGUAUAAUGCGUCUUUUUAAUGCCAAGCAGAUCAUGCGCCAAAGAAGAGUGAAUAAUCAGCUGCGCUAAUAUUUAACAAUGCAUUACACCUUUGGUCUUGGGAACAAUCUUUAGGUAGGUGGCAAUACCAUGGGCUUGGGUCGUGAGGGAAAUUUACUGUCGUUGAACUACAUGUUUUGUGUGAUGACAUGUGAACAGAAUAAUGUGCACAAGUCAGUAAGUUUUUGCAAGAAUUUUUCCGAAUUCCACGGGUCAGUAACAAAUGCUUCUUCUCGGUAUUCACUCCACAAUGGCCCCUCAGUUGUGCCUGCAAAGAGACCGACAGGCAUAAUCGUCCAUCAGGACAUACCCAAGAAGUUCAAAACAGAUUUUUAUGUACACAGGUGGAUAUGAAAACAUCCUUCAUAAGCCCCAAUAAAAAAGGGAAGUAUACUAUAUUCAACUGCAACACCAGAUAUAAUUAUGUUGAUUUGUGCAACAUUAAUAAUAAACAAAGAAAAAAAAUAAUUUACUGGACUUCAUGGCAGUUUAUGGAGUUUCCGCAUCCAGCCUCCUCGGUACCAGUGGAGCCAUGUUGGCUAUGGUUUACCAUGUGAAAUUAACAUGGGAGGAGGUGAUUCUCUAUCAGUCUGGUUGUUUACCGUAGUCUGCCUGUUUUUUCCCUGCUCUCAGUUAUAUUAAGUCUGUUCAUGUAAUCCUAAGAAUUUAGUGUAAUAGAGCAUUUUUUAAAACAAAUAUUACUACAGUGAAAGAUCAACACGUCGCACAAGGCAGCCCCCGCAACGCCCUCCCUCCCUCCCUUACUCCUCCCCACGUCAUGAUUCGCCCCGCAGAAACGGCCUUUGUGGGACAGAGGCUACCAGCAUGUAGACUAUUAUUUUUGUCCGCAAUUGUACAUAGAACGCAGACCCUUCUAUACAUAAACGUGAUAUAUAUUCAUAGUGAUAGUAUUAAGUAUUAAUGAGUCAGUCUGCAGCCGUACAAAUGAACUGAUAAUUUUAAAGGAAAUAUGUCAGGAACGUUAAAGAAAUAGAUAUAUCUAGAGUAGCAAGGAUGCCAUUCACUUUUAAUCUUCUAAUUACCUAUUAUAUAAUUCCUUCUA
This is a messenger RNA of Penaeus monodon (black tiger shrimp), 2830 nucleotides long. Its product is annotated as serpin B4-like. NCBI's taxonomy places the organism in Eukaryota, Metazoa, Arthropoda, Malacostraca, Decapoda, Penaeidae. The record is from RefSeq and is a predicted model, not a curated record. Gene Ontology annotation, molecular function: serine-type endopeptidase inhibitor activity. The coding region runs from base 279 to 1445 and encodes 388 amino acids. The transcript has 8 exons.